Rotaria sp. Silwood2 is the source of this 300-nucleotide messenger RNA. Lineage: Eukaryota; Metazoa; Rotifera; Eurotatoria; Philodinida; Philodinidae. The record is from the annotation of a GenBank genome assembly.
AUGCAACUCGUCCAUCGAGUAUUGGCUGGCGAUGCACUAUCACCAACCGACAAAAGAGACUGUGUCAUUCUCAUAAAACGAAAAGAUGGACAUGCAAGAUCUAUUGUGGAGCAUUCAGACAUGGUGUCAUUCAUUGCAUCUGCAUUCAAUAAAUCUAAAAUAUCAUUGAAUCUUCAUCUUGAAAUCUUUGAAGCCAAAGGACACAUUCGUGAUCACAUUCCGUUAUUCCGCCGAGCUCGAGUGAUCGUUGGCUCUCAUGGUGCUGGGAUGAUGAAUGUUCUAUGGGCAGCACCAGGAACA